Lytechinus pictus (painted urchin) is the source of this 2571-nucleotide messenger RNA. Its product is annotated as nibrin-like. NCBI's taxonomy places the organism in Eukaryota, Metazoa, Echinodermata, Echinoidea, Temnopleuroida, Toxopneustidae. The record is from RefSeq and is a predicted model, not a curated record. Gene Ontology annotation, biological process: double-strand break repair via homologous recombination; mitotic G2 DNA damage checkpoint signaling. Gene Ontology annotation, cellular component: Mre11 complex. Bases 1 to 2550 code for a protein of 849 amino acids. The transcript is spliced from 16 exons. Gene Ontology annotation, molecular function: damaged DNA binding; protein binding.
AUGCCUGACUCAGUGGAGAAGUGCAGUCACAACUUUACAGUUGGAGAGGAUUACAUAGUUGGCCGUAAAGAUUGUCCCAUUUUGAUAGCGGGUGACCAGUCCAUCAGUCGUAAGCAUGCGUCUUUCAGAGUCAAACAUCCCGAGAGUAAUCUUAAUCAGCCGAAUUCUCCCUCGUCCCUGAUUUUGAAAGAGACUUCAAAGUAUGGCACAACCUGCAAUGGAGUCAAACUAGAAUCGGGAAGUGAUAAAAGCCUUAACAAUGGAGAUGUCAUUUCAUUUGGGUCAUUGAAUUCCAAUAAAUGGAGGGUUUGUUUUAACCCUGUUGUGGUAGCCGCCUCUGCCCUGCCAGGAAACGACAAGCGAACCCUGAAGCAGAUUGUUCAUAGGAUCGGUGGUCAUGUGGUUUCUGAAUGGUGUCCACAAUGUACCCAUCUAGUCAUGUCAGAGCUCAAUGUUACUAUCAAGGUAAUAAGUGCUCUUGUGGCAUGCCGACCUAUCGUUACUCCAGACUUCUUCAAGCAUACUUUGGAAUCUGUCAUCGAAAAAUCUUCCUUGCCUACUCCUGGAACUUAUCUUCCUACUGUGGCUGAGGCAGCUAUCAAUAAGGAUGAGGUCUCCUUCAGCCCAAAUCAAAGGAGGAAAGAGAUUUUUAAGGACAGGACUUUCUUCUUUAUCACCGAGAAACAGUACAAGCGUCUUCACAUACCAAUAAGCUUGGCUGGAGGUCAGUCUGAGCUCCUGGAAGAGGAUAGUGAUGUCCACUCCAUAUCUAGUCUGUUGACCUCUAGUACAUCCUGUGUACUGUACACUGAACAUCAAGACAAUCUACAGCAGAUGAGCCAGACUGGACAGAAGGUCACAUCACAGGUUCUCAAGCUCCUAAAGAAGCAUGGUUUACGUCCUAUCCCAGAGUCUGAGCUUGGACUGGCUGUCAUCUAUGUCUCCACAGCCCUGCAUUGUAAUCCAAAAGUUGCACAAGCUGGUCUGGACCUUAUUAGUGCAGUCCCUUCACAGUCCUUACCAACUCAGAAUGUGCUAGUCUCAGAAACCCAGUCUAUUUCACAAAGAAUACAUGGUGGAAGUGAGAAGGUGGAUAGGAAGGCCACAACUACAAUGAAGAAAGAGACUGGAUCCACAUCUAAUCUUCCAAAACAAAAUCUCACAUCAACUCCCAAAAUUUCAAAGAUCUCAGAGACAAUGGUUGCCACGCCCACAGGAACAGCCAAUCAGACUUCAUCAUCUAGGCCCUUUGACAGAUCCCCAGAGUUCUCAUUUCAUGAGAAAGCUCCAAUCAAGAUGGAAACGACAAGAUGUGAUGUCAGAGAUGAGCAGAGAGACACUAUCACUAGAACAGAGGCUAAGACGAAGAAUGAGAGACAUGAUGAAGGGAUAGAAAGAAAGGAGGAGAGGAAAAAAGAAAGACAGACAGUCAAGGUCAAAGAGGAGGUUUUCAGUCAACCUAAUGGAAGAGGAGAUGCAGGUGAAAGAGGAAGCGGUGGAAAGAACACCAAGGCAGCAUCAUCAGUAGGAGUCCCAGAAAGCUUGGAGAUCAAAGCUGAACAGCCCUCAAGAUCUGAAGCCACAAUCAGUAAAGAUUCUAGUCAAAAGGACACGCAGAGGCAAGGCAUGCAGGACAUAUUCAGAAAACCACUAGAGAUAAGCAGAAAGCCGGAAAGGAAAGCAAAAGAGGAGGCAGGAGUGGAGGAAGUAGAUGAACGGACGGAUCCAUUGAAAGAAGAACCAAUGGACCAAGGUGAGACAGAAGUGGAGCACGUCCUCAGGCAGGACGAUGACGAGGAAGAUGAUGAUGUGGUAGAUGACCCAUUUCACUAUGAAAGAAAGAAACCAAAGAAGAAACCAGAAACUGGAAGGACUGACCCGAAGCCAGAAUCAAAUAUUGAGGUUAAGUUUGAAGGGAAAAGGAACAGUAAGAGAAGGGCUAAUUGGAGUGUUGAGAAUGAUGAACAGAGCAACCAAGUCCAGACAAGCAGAGAAAAUGAUGGAGGAGGCGGUAUGUGGAAGAAGAAAGCCAGGAUUGAUGUUUUCUCUCAGGAGGAAGAAGCAGAGUCUGAGUCUCAAGGAGACAUGCAGGGUGCAGGGACAGGAUUCUCAGAGCAUGCCUUGAACUUACCAAGAGGGUUCAUCUCUGCUCGUAUUCCAAUAGAGGACCAGGUGAAUGUGAAAAUUGAACAGGAUUACAUGAAGGAAGAAGGUCUACCUAGCAAGCUGAUUAAAGUGAUGAAUGCUGCCCUCAUCAUCCGCAAGGAGAGAAAUAUGUCACGCAGGAAUGUUAAGGAGUCAAGCAGUGGUCGGCAGGUGAAGAAUUUCAAGAAAUUCAGGAAGGCUGGAUAUGCUGGUCAAUCUGCCAUCCCUCGCAUCAUUGGAGGCAACGAUCUCUUUACUCAUUAUAACAAUCCAAGUAAAGAUAUUGAAGACAUGUUCAAUGAAGAAGUUCGGGCGGAGAAGAAGAAGGAUAAGCAGGAAGAGAUGGCAGACAAACUGUUCGCUUUUGAGCCAAGGAAAGCUGGAGGCUCAAAACGGAGGAGAUGAGGUUUGUUAUUGGUUUGAAUU